Molecule: messenger RNA, 1221 nt
Organism: Alnus glutinosa
Lineage: Eukaryota; Viridiplantae; Streptophyta; Magnoliopsida; Fagales; Betulaceae
Product: pentatricopeptide repeat-containing protein At5g04780, mitochondrial-like
Exons: 5
Coding region: 1-1221 (406 amino acids)
Biological process (GO): RNA modification
Molecular function (GO): RNA binding; protein binding
Source: RefSeq, a predicted model, not a curated record
AUGGUGAAUGUAUUGUCUGCUUGUGCUGGCUUAGGGGCGCUUAAACUUGGGCAAGAAACUCAUCUCAAUUUGGGUAGAAAUGGUUUAGGCCCAAAUGUGUUUCUUGCCACUGCCCUUGUUGAGAUGUACUCAAAAUGUGGUAAAAUUGAUCAUGCUUGUUUGGUUUUUGUUAAGAUGAAGGAAAAAGAUGUUCCCUUGUUCAAUGCCAUGAUACAAGGACUUGUUUACCAUGGCAAUGGAAAAGACUCAUUAGCUGUCUCAAAACAGAUGGUGAGGUUUGGGGUCCAACCCAAUGAGGUCACAUUUAUAGGAAUUUUAUCAGCUUGUAAUCACUCGGGAUUAGUUGAAGAGGGUAGAUUUAAAUUUUCAAAUUUGAUUAACAAAUAUGGUUUGAGUCCUAAUAUUAUUGAGCAUUAUGCUUGCAUGGUGGAUCUCCUAGGGCGAGCCGGACAUUUACAUGAAGCAUACAAAUUAAUCCCACCUGAUUCAAUAAUUUGGGUUGCUUUGUUGAGUGCUUGCCAGAUCCAUCGAAAUCUUGAACUGGCAGAUAGAAUUGGAGAAAUUAUAAUGGCAUCACACGAUCCUAAUCCGGGCUUGUGCAUCUUGUUAUCAAAUAUUUAUGCUACUGAGGGAAGGUGGAAAGAUGUUGCUAGAUGCGAGAGCAUGGGUGUGGUGGAGAAGAAGCUGAUGGAACGAUGGCGGCUGUGCGUUCCAUGGUUGGCGGCUGAAGGAACAAUGGCCUUCUGUGGUUCGUUGGCAAUAGCGGUAAGAAUUGCAUCAGCUAGCACCUCAAAGUUGAUGGGGACACAGAAUUCCGUCAAGAUAGGUGCUCCAGUUGAAAUUGGGAAUCUCAUGCAGCAACAGUGCUCCAGUGGUAGCAUAUAUAUCAAGAAUAAGAAAAGGAAGUUAUUGGGGCUAAAUUAUGUAUCAAGAAAAGUUGCAUGCAUCUUUUUCAAAUGGCUGGACAAGCCAACUUGUGCAAGGGGUGUGGAGGUCUUAAAUAAGAUUGCCAAGAAACUUACCGAAGUGGAGGAUGCAAAUGGUACUUUGGUAGCAAGGAUAAAAGAUUUGGAGAAUGACAAUAUCAGUUGCAUGGAAAGAGUUAGGCAACCACUGAAGGGGGAUGAUAGACAAAUGGAAAUCAUCAGGUGUCUAGAGAAGGAAAAUGACAACUAUAGGGCAAGAGAUAAAUUUUUGAUGUAUGCUUUGUUCUUGUCAUGA